Solanum verrucosum is the source of this 777-nucleotide messenger RNA. Its product is annotated as zinc finger CCCH domain-containing protein 64-like. The transcript is spliced from 5 exons. The record is from RefSeq and is a predicted model, not a curated record. Gene Ontology annotation, molecular function: RNA lariat debranching enzyme activator activity. NCBI's taxonomy places the organism in Eukaryota, Viridiplantae, Streptophyta, Magnoliopsida, Solanales, Solanaceae. Gene Ontology annotation, cellular component: post-mRNA release spliceosomal complex. Bases 1 to 777 code for a protein of 258 amino acids. Gene Ontology annotation, biological process: mRNA splicing, via spliceosome.
AUGGCUCCUCUCAAAAUUCUCCUCUGUGGUGAUGUACUCGGCCGUCUCAAUCAGCUAUUCAAACGCGUUUCUUCGGUGAACAAGGCAGCUGGUCCAUUUGAUGCUCUUCUUUGCGUAGGCCAAUUUUUUCCUGAUUCGGUUGAGGGGAUUGAGGAAUUCAAUGGCUACAUUGAGGGGCGUUCCAAGAUUCCGAUACCGACCUAUUUCAUUGGUGAUUAUGGUGCAGGGUCCCCAAAAAUAUUGCCAGAAGCAUUGAAGGACCCGAGUAACAAAGGGUUUAAGAUGGAGGGUUUAAGAGUCUGUGACAAUUUGUACUGGUUGAAAGGAAGUGGGAAGUUUAGCCUUCAUGGGUUAUCUGUGGCAUACUUAUCUGGUAGGCGAACUCCAAGUGGAACUCAAUUUGGAACAUAUAGUCAAGAUGAUGUUGAUGCUUUGAGGGCUUUAGCAGAGGAUCCAGGAACAGUAGACAUCUUUCUGACAUAUCCUUUGUGGCCCAGUGGAGUAACAAAUGGAACGACAUCAAAAGCUCUUGUAGAAAUUUCUGAUUCAUCUGGGAGUGAUCCCACAGUGUCAGAGUUGGUAACUGAGAUUAAGCCUCGGUAUCAUGUUGCAGGAACUGUAGGUGUAUACUUUGAUCGUGAACCAUAUGCUAACAUUGAUGCUCUACACGCAACUCGCUUUUUGGGCUUAGCUCCUGUUGGAAACAAAGAUAAACAGGUACUACAGCCGACAUUUGAGUUAAGUUUCCUGCAAGUAUUUGUAAAAGUACCAUCUUAA